Molecule: messenger RNA, 1218 nt
Organism: Paramacrobiotus metropolitanus
Lineage: Eukaryota; Metazoa; Tardigrada; Eutardigrada; Parachela; Macrobiotidae
Product: superoxide dismutase [Mn] 1, mitochondrial-like
Exons: 5
Coding region: 718-1077 (119 amino acids)
Biological process (GO): superoxide metabolic process
Cellular component (GO): mitochondrion
Molecular function (GO): metal ion binding; superoxide dismutase activity
Source: RefSeq, a predicted model, not a curated record
GACUCGGCACUGGCAGGCGGCUUUGCUUGACACAUUUGAAUCACCUGGUAUGAGUAGAAAUAAGCAGAUUUUCCUGUUUUUGACUGCUUUCGGCUUUCCCACUUUUAUUAGCGGGUUUUCCACUGCAAAGAUCUAAGGAAUUCCGACAUCUGCGUUGUUAUUUAUUAAUAAUUUUGAGAGGAUCAUCGACUAUCGUCAUCAUGUUUCUUUUCCCAGUUGGGACAAAGUGCAGCGAAAUCCAGUGUAUUUCUGAACCAUGCAUCCAGCAUUGGCGCGAUGGGGGUGAUGGCAUCCCGCAGCAAAUACACUCUCCCGGAUCUGCCCUACGAUUACAAUGCCCUGGAACCGGUGAUUUCGGGGGAGAUUAUGAAGCUGCACCACCAGAAACACCAUGCCACCUAUGUACAGAAUCUGAAUGCGGCGGAGGAAAAAGCCACCACAGCGCUGCAGAAAGGUGAUUUAUAAACGGCCAUCGAGGUUCAAGGCGCUCUGAAAUUCAACGGCGAUGGCCACAUUAUUCACCGUAUUUUCUGGAAGAAUCUCGCGCCUGUCAGUCAAGGAGUGCUGCUAGAAGCAACCGGAAGGUAAAUGGGUUUUUUUCUGUAGGCCUUUUUGGUUGAUUGCUUUACUGAACACUCUCGCAUAUCCUCAUCAAAUGAAAGAACACCAGAUAUGCUACGAGGAGACUGUGAAGAUCUGAUGGCUGGAUGUGGCUAAAUGUUUAUCUUCACUGCAUCGGAUUACGGUGAUCUUGCCGCUGCCAUUAAACGGGAUUUCGGAGAUGUUGAGUCGACGAAGAAGAAGCUGAGCGAAAAGGCGACAGCCGUACAAGGAUCGGGAUGGGCAUGGCUGGGAUAUUGUCCGAAAAUGAAGCGCCUGGCCAUUGCACAGUGCGCCAACCAGGAUCCACUGGAACCCACUCUCGGUUUGGUUCCCUUGCUGGGCAUCGAUGUAUGGGAGCAUGCCUAUUAUCUACAGUACAAGAAUGUUCGCGCUGACUAUGUGAAGGAGAUCCGGAAGAUUGUCAACUGGAAGGAUGUCGCUGAGCGGUUCGGACAGGCUGCCGCUGGCAAAUAAUUCUGAUUUAGUGUGCAGUUCCAUUGUUUGAUUGGUUUAAUUAAACCGCUGUGGCUGAUAAUGGCUUAAAUCCGUAGUACUUUCCUUCCACAUAAUGAGUGGCAUAAACAUGCUGGUCACCACUGGUCAAAUACUAAUAAA